CAAUGAAACAUAUGUUUUUUGUUAUUCAAUUUGUGAUUGUUAUGCUUUUCACUUUCAAAUAAUCUAGUAAUCAAUAAAUUGUGGUUCUGGUUUUAAAACAGUUCCGAAGUCGUUUGAGGAAAUACUGAUUAUAAAUAGAAGUUUUACUUUAUGUACCUAAUUGGAACAAGAGUGUGGUCCUGACUAAUAAGAAAGGAGGAAAAUUUGCUCUGAAUAGAUCUAUUAAAUGAUAAUAGUGUAGUUAUUUUAUGAAGUAAUUAAUUAUAUCGUUAGCAUCAUAACAAAGGAUUUAUUGUCAUGGUUGAAAAACAUUUUCUCAGUUAAAUAAUAUUCAUGCAGAAUUUUAAUAUUAUAUUUCUUGACUUUCAAUUCACUUAGUUCUAAUUGGAAUAAAUGAUUUGCUCACUUACUUGGACUCUUAGUAACAAAUCUUAAUAAGGCUAGGCUUUAGAGCAGUGACUUAUGCAACAUUGUGAGGUCAAACAAAGGACUGAAAGCCUUAUUUUGUGAGUCAUAAGUUUGACUGGCUCAGUAACUAUGUCUGAAAUAUUUGAGUCAGUAAAAGAGGAACUGAAACAAAUUGAAAAUGAACUGGAUACAAAUACAGAGUGUUGCAGCAUGUAUGACAGCAGUAAGCCAUCACUGAUGGAUAUGCCAGUUGAAAUAAUUUUGAAAAUAUGCUCAUUUCUGGAUGCACAUUUUUUAAAGUAUACAUUGAGCAAAGUUUGUCAGCGAUUUGAGGAUAUAUUAGCAGAUGAUCACUUAUGGAAAUAUUGGGUACACAGUAAAACUAAUGGUUGUUUCCCAACAUUGCCACUAUUGAAAAUAUGGGAUGAAACACAAAUUGACUGGGAAGCAGUUUGUGUCGAAAUGGAUGUAGAAAUGAAGAAAUGGACCAAUGUAAAAGAAACAACAAGACACAUUGUUGUAAAGGAUGUUCAUUUUGCUUCCGUGGAUACUGUUCUACUAGUCAAUAAUGGCGAAAUUUGUAUAUCAGGUGGUAGAGAUCGAGGAAUGGCGUUAUGGAAUGUCCUGGAGAUUAGCCCUCAUGAUGACAGUGACAAUGUCACCACAUUUACAGAUGCUAAACCAAAGCAAAUUAGGCAUGAUGCUCAUGCUGGCUGGGUCUGGGACCUGGCUGCAGAUAAUAUAAAUUCCGCUUCAACUAUAUACUCUGCUUCAUGGGACAACACUGUCAAAGCAUGGGAUCUUGAGGCUGGUUUUGAAUGUAAACAAUCAUUUCGGUGUGGGAUGUCAGCAUUGUCCGUUGCCACUGUUGAACACGAAGUUAUAGCUGGCUUAUACUCCAAAAAAAUUCUGUCGUUCGACUUGCGAGCUGGUCCAAGCCCCACUUAUGCUUACAAACCACACAAAGGACCUGUUUUGGCUCUGCAAACAUUCAAUAAUAUGAUCGCGUCAUUAAGUGAAGAUAAAACUAUGGCUGUAUGGGAUAGAGUUGCUGGCAAACUUUUAUUGAGUGAUGUGAAGAUUCCUACUGAUAAAGCUUAUCCUGUGUGCAUUAGUUGGAGCCCAUCCGCCUUAUAUGUUGGAGACUCUAAAGGUUGUUUGCACCUCUUUAAUCCAGAAGACCACACAUAUGUAAGAACUCAUGAAAUAUGGCCUGAGCCUCCCAUAAUUAAGCCGUCUAGCAAGAUUACUGGCUGCUACCAAAGUUCUGGUAAUAUGAUUGUCUGUUCAGACAGAGGAGAAAUCAAAUUCAUGUACAACUGCUAUCCACCACUAGAGUACACCAAUGUAAGGAGUAGUACAUUUGAUGUCACCCAGUUACGAUACUUGAACGGUGUGUUAGUGGUUGGCACAUGUGACUCGGCACUGGAGUUUUGGGUACCGAAAGAUAGGUACAUACCCCAUUGAUUUCGAAACAAUACUGUGGAAAGGUAUUAAGUAAUUUUGAAAUAUUUGCCCUCAUUUUAUGGAAAAUUCUAUGAACAAAUUAUUUAUUAUGCCCUUAGUUUAUUUUAACAUUUAGGUCGACAUAAAAUUUUAUUAUACUGAAACAAGUUAAUAAUUUCAUUAUGCCUAUUGCUUAACUCUCAUAAUUCUUAAGAUUGGACUAUGCUCAGUAUGCUCUAUUCUAU
Spodoptera exigua (beet armyworm) is the source of this 2099-nucleotide messenger RNA. Lineage: Eukaryota; Metazoa; Arthropoda; Insecta; Lepidoptera; Noctuidae. The record is from the annotation of a GenBank genome assembly.